AUGUCCUCCGACCAACCCCGAGUCGUCGAGAGCAGACCAUCGGCCCUCACGUCCAACCCGGUACACGAAGCCGAGGACGAAAAGGAUCAUGGCACUGUCGAACGGCCACUGGAGGGCGACCAAAUUCGAGGAAACCAUGCCGUGGGCGACUGUGGCGUUGAUGUCAUUCUCACCAAGGCAGUCAACAACUUCAAGUCUGAGAUGGAGAAGGCGAAAGAGACGAGCACCAAAGCCGAGAUCUCCACGCAUGUCAUCAUCAACAGUUCAGGUGCUGGGCAGUCAGAUAUGAGGGACGACAACGCAGAAGUGGCGAGGGUUGUGAAAGGAGGCCCCCUGCUCGCAGUCUAUACGUUGGCAGAUACAGGCGAGUUGGACUACAACUCAGCCGUCACUUUUGCCGAAGUCUCGUCACUCGGAGAUGAGGCUACAUCAAUCGACUCAAGGACAUUUUCCAAAGUAAAGGAAUCUACUUUUUGGGCCGAUGCCGUUCUCACAAGAGGCGAUGCUUUGGCGGCGGAAGCAAUGAACAGACAUCGGGAGUUUGAUAUUCCUAUUUUUGUCUGCACAUUGUCGUUUCCAAUGAUGCCGACCUUUCUCCAUGUCUUUGAGCCGCGCUAUCGCCUGAUGAUACGCCGAGCUUUGGAGGGCGACCGAACUUUCGGCAUGGUGCUACCUCAACGACCCCGGACAGCUAACGACACACACUUUGUACAAUACGGAACCCUCUUACGCAUUGUGAACGCCGAGUACUUUGCAGACGGCAGGAGCCUGAUCGAGACAUCUGGCAUAUCACGCUUUAGAAUAACCAGACAUGGCAUUUUGGAUGGAUAUUUGGUGGGGAAAAUUGAACGGAUUGACGACAUAUCGAUCGCGGAGGAAGAAGAUCUAGAGGCAACCGAGACACAACAAGCCCUAGAAAGAUACGAAAGCGCAGCUACACACCAGAGCGAAGACUCGAGUUUGCCGAGACCACUCACGACUACCCCCGAGGAUCUCUCAACAAUGCCAACUAGCGACCUUCUGUCCUUGGGUGUUUCCUUUGUGCAGAGAAUGAGGCAACAAAGCGUGCCGUGGCUGGCACAACGAAUGCUGGCUAUUUAUGGGGAAUGCCCCAACGAUCCGGCACUCUUUCCUUGGUGGUUUGCCAGCAUCCUGCCAGCCAAGGAAUACGAGAAGUACAAACUUUUGGAAACACGAAGCGUCAGAGAGCGACUCAAAAUCUGCUGCGGCUGGAUUUUGGAAUGGGAGUCAAGCAGGUGGUGA
Molecule: messenger RNA, 1263 nt
Organism: Colletotrichum tamarilloi
Lineage: Eukaryota; Fungi; Ascomycota; Sordariomycetes; Glomerellales; Glomerellaceae
Product: ATP-dependent protease La domain-containing protein
Exons: 3
Coding region: 1-1263 (420 amino acids)
Molecular function (GO): ubiquitin protein ligase activity
Source: RefSeq, a predicted model, not a curated record